AUGAACAUGGGGGACAUGAAGGCCCCAGACUUCGAUGACCUCUUGGCAGCAUUUGACAUCCCAGAGAUGGUGGACCCUAAAGCAGCUAUCGAGCCUGGGCACGACGGCGAGAGCCACAUGAAGCAGAACGCGCACGGAGACCACGACUCCCACACGCCGUCCUCCGACGUGAGCGUCAGCGCCACCCUGAAGAACGUCCGCAACAUGGAUUGCUCCGAGGGCGGGAAGGACGGCCGCAACGCCACCGGCAACGGCCUGCACAACGGGUUCCUCACGGCGUCCUCCCCGGACAGCCACGGCAAAGACGGGGGGCGAAGCCCUAGAAGGGAGGCGCGCCUCCGAGGCGGCUCCGAAAGACGGGCGUUCAGCCAGUUCAGCCCCAUCUCCGGUGCCAAAGAGGAGGAGAUGGAGGUGGACGACCCGACAAGGAGGACGUGCGCCGAGCUUCAGGUCCAAUGUGCUGCCGGGUGGGCUCCCCAGCAGGACUACGAUAAGGAAGUCCCCGGAGGGGAGAACUCCAGCAGGACCGGAACCUCCGCAUCUGGCAAUACAAAAGUCAAGAGAGAAACACUCAAGAGAGAAAUAGAACCAAAUUCUAUAAACCUGAGUGUUUAUGAACCCUUUAAAGUCAAAAAAGCGGAGGAUAAAUCGAAGGAAAACUCCGAAAAGGGGGUUGGCAGGGUCCUGACGGGAAGCUGGCUCAGAGAGGCGACAGCGCGCCCGCCGGGUGGCGCCCUCGAGGGGAAGUCGUCCUGCAAGCUCUCGUCCCGCCUCGCGACCGCGGCGCUCAGCGCUAGGAAGGCGGCUGCGGACUCCUGCGAAGAGCCGGUGGCCCCUUCGGGGGAAUCCUCUCCGUUACCGAAAGAAGUGAACGAAAGCCCGAAGGCCACCGACAAGUCUCCCGAGUCCCAGAACCUCAUCGACGGGACAAAGAAACCCUCCCCAAAGCCACCGGACAGUCCCAGGAGCGUCUCAAGCGAGAACAGCAGCAAGGUCCCGUCCUCUCCUGCAGGAUCCACACCAGCGAUUCCCAACGUCCACAAAACCAUCAAGACGUCUUCUGGGGAAAUCAAGAGAACAGUGACCAGGGUAUUGCCAGAAGCGGACCUUGACUCUGGGAAGAAGCCUUCCGAGCAGACGCCGUCCGUCAUGGCCUCUGUGACGUCCCUGCUGUCGUCUACAGCGACCGCCGCCGUCCUCUCCUCUCCCCCCAGGGCGCCUCUGCAGUCGGCAGUUGUGGCCAGCGCGGUCUCCCCCGUGGAGCUGACCCCGAAGCAGGUCACUAUCAAGCCCGUGGCUACCGCUUUCCUCCCAGUGUCCGCUGUCAAGACGGCAGGAUCCCAAGUCAUUAAUUUGAAGCUCGCUAACAACACGACAGUGAAAGCCACGGUCAUAUCUGCUGCCACGGUUCAGAGUGCCAGCAGCGCCAUCAUUAAAGCCGCCAACGCCAUCCAGCAGCAGACUGUGGUGGUGCCGGCGUCCAGCCUGGCCAAUGCCAAACUCGUGCCAAAGACUGUGCACCUUGCCAACCUUAACCUUCUGCCUCAGGGUGCCCAGGCCACCUCUGAACUCCGCCAAGUGCUAACCAAACCUCAGCAACAAAUAAAGCAGGCAAUAAUCAAUGCAGCCGCCUCGCAACCGCCCAAAAAGGUGUCUCGAGUCCAGGUGGUGUCGUCCUUGCAGAGUUCGGUGGUGGAAGCUUUCAACAAGGUGCUGAGCAGUGUCAAUCCAGUCCCAGUUUACAUCCCAAACCUCAGUCCUCCCGCCAAUGCAGGGAUCACGUUACCGACGAGUGGGAUCACGUUACCGACGCGUGGGUACAAGUGCUUGGAGUGCGGGGACUCCUUUGCGCUUGAAAAGAGCCUGACCCAGCACUACGACAGACGUAGUGUGCACAUCGAAGUAACGUGCAACCAUUGUACAAAGAACCUCGUUUUUUACAACAAAUGCAGCUUCCUUCCCCAUGCCUGUGGGCAUAAGGAAAAAGGGGUGGUGAUGCAAUGCUCCCACUUAAUUUUAAAGCCAGUCCCAGCAGAUCAAAUGAUAGUUUCUCCAUCAAGCAAUACUUCAGCUUCAUCUUCCACUCUGCAGAGCUCUGGGGGAGCCGGCACACACACUGUAACAAAAAUUCAGUCUGGCAUAACGGGGACGGUCAUAUCGGCUCCUUCCAGCACUCCCGUCACCCCAGCCAUGCCCCUGGAUGAAGACCCCUCCAAACUCUGUAGACACAGCCUAAAAUGCUUGGAGUGUAACGAAGUCUUCCAGGAUGAGACGUCACUGGCUACACAUUUCCAGCACGCUGCAGAUACGAGUGGACAAAAGACUUGCACUAUCUGCCAGAUGCUGCUUCCUAACCAGUGCAGUUAUGCGUCACACCAGAGAAUCCAUCAGCACAAAUCUCCCUACACCUGCCCUAAGUGUGGGGCCAUCUGCAGGUCGGUGCACUUCCAGUCCCAUGUCACCAAGAACUGUCUGCACUACACUCGGAGAGCUGGUUUUCGAUGUGUGUAUUGCAAUGUUGUAUACUCUGAUGCAGCUGCGCUGAAGUCUCACACUCAGGGUUCCCACUGUGAAGUCUUCUACAAGUGUUCUGUUUGUCCAAUGGCGUUUAAGUCUGCCCCAAGUACACAUUCCCAUGCCUACAUACAGCAUCCUGGCAUCAAGAUAGGAGAACCGAAAUUAAUCCUCAACAUGAAACACAUCCCAAAUCAGGGGUCCCAUAUGCAACUUGGUAUCUUGACUCUGAUGAUGGGGAUUAGUGAAUUUCAGGGUCCUCAGUUUUCAUGACAAGUAAGACUUCUGGGCACUGAUGCAGCCUCCCCCCUCCAGUCAAUGUAGUUUUUGUAUGGUUCAUUUAUUCAAAUAAAUGAAGUUUAAUUGUAAAAAAAAAAAAAAAGAACUGAAAGCAGCGUCCUGAAGAGAUGCUCACUGUGGUGUGGUCACAGCAGCACAAUUCACAGGUGCUAAUAAGUGGAAGAAAUCCAGAUGUCUAUCAACAAAUGAAUGGAUAAACAAAAUGUGGUAUACAUAUACAACAGAAUAUUGUUCAGCCUAAAAAAAUGAAGGAAAUUCUGACACAUGCUAUAACAUGCAUGAACUCUGAGGGCACUGUGCUGAGUGAACUAAGUUAGUCACAAAGACAAAAACUCUAUGAUUCCACUCACGUGAAUAUCUAAAAUAAUCAAAUUCAUAGAAACAGAAACUAGAAUGGUGGUUGCCAGAGUUGUAAGAGGAGGAAAUGAG
Molecule: messenger RNA, 3243 nt
Organism: Microcebus murinus (gray mouse lemur)
Lineage: Eukaryota; Metazoa; Chordata; Mammalia; Primates; Cheirogaleidae
Source: RefSeq, a predicted model, not a curated record